CAGGAAUCCGCUGCUUAAACUAACAUGGCGUCUGCACGUUGGAAACUCAAUCCGCUGGACUCGUGCUUGUGGAUCUCCAUUCUGCUAUUCAGCAUCCUUCCUCGAAGCAGGGCAGUCGUUGGACACAGAGAACCGCUGCCAGAUGACAGCAAAGACAAUAUCACCAUCUUUACCCGAAUCCUCGACAGGCUUCUGGAUGGAUAUGACAACAGACUACGUCCCGGGCUGGGAGAAAGCGUGACAGAAGUGAGGACGAACAUCUACGUGACGAGUUUUGGACCCGUGUCAGACACAGACAUGGAGUACACCAUCGACGUCUUCUUUCGCCAGAGUUGGAGGGACGAGCGGCUGAAGUUCGACGGACCCAUGCAAGUUUUACCCCUCAACAACCUCCUGGCCAGUAAGAUCUGGACUCCUGACACCUUCUUCCACAACGGAAAGAAAUCAGUAGCCCACAACAUGACGACUCCGAACAAACUGCUACGACUGGUUGACAACGGCACUCUGCUUUACACGAUGAGGUUGACCAUUCAUGCUGAGUGCCCCAUGCACCUGGAGGAUUUCCCGAUGGAUGCACACGCCUGUCCUCUGAAGUUUGGAAGCUACGCCUACACCAAUAAAGAGGUGAUUUAUCUGUGGACGCAGGGAGACGAGCGCUCUGUGGCCGUGGCCGAAGACGGCUCCAGGCUCAACCAGUAUGAUUUACUGGGACAUGUUAUUGGCAAAGAAACCAUCAGUUCCAGCACAGGAGAAUAUGUAGUGAUGACAACAUAUUUCCAUUUGAAAAGGAAAAUUGGCUAUUUCGUUAUUCAAACGUACCUGCCGUGCAUCAUGACUGUCAUACUGUCUCAGGUCUCCUUCUGGUUGAACCGAGAAUCGGUUCCUGCGCGCACUGUGUUCGGGGUCACCACUGUCCUAACCAUGACCACCCUGAGCAUCAGUGCUAGAAACUCGCUUCCUAAGGUGGCCUAUGCCACUGCCAUGGACUGGUUCAUGGCGGUGUGCUAUGCCUUUGUCUUCUCUGCCUUGAUUGAGUUUGCCACAGUCAACUACUUCACCAAGCGCAGCUGGGCAUGGGAUGGGAAAAAAGAGGGCAUGGAAAUACGGAUGUUUGACGAGCAGCAUGCCGACAUCCCCCUAGGUAACCCGCAAGCCAUGGCGAAGUGCUGCUCCGGAAAACUCGGCACCGAACUCAGCCAGCUGCUAGAGGAACCGUUUCAGGCUAACAUGGCCAGGAUUAAAGAUAUGAGAAGGGAAUCCGCCACUUUGUCCAAAAAGACAAAUAACACCUUCAACAUUGUCGGGACGACGUACGCCAUCAACGUCGGUAAAGACCAAGGUUUGACGACCAUUUCCAAGAGCGCCACCGGACCUUCUGCUAAACAUUCCUAUCUCCAUAAAAUGGAUGACCCCUACACGGAGGCCAAGAAGUCCUACAACCGUGUCAGCAAAGUGGACAAGAUAUCCCGCAUCAUUUUCCCAAUCCUCUUCUUCAUCUUCAACUUAGGUUACUGGGCCACGUAUGUCAACAGGAAGCCCGCCAUCAUGAAAGCCAACAACUUAAACUAAGUCCGAACAAGUGCUAGGCUUGAUCUGGUUGGGUUUGGAGAGUAGACAGGUUUGUAGGAUGCCAAGACCAUUACAUCUUAACAUGCGUGUCUGCGAGUGCGUCACAUUUGUCCAUUUUAUUUGUUUGAUAUCUUGCACGCGUGUAGGAAGAUUUAAACACGCAGAGUUUGUGGAUGAUGGAGGGAGAGGACUUUCACGUCAGACAGUGUUUCUGUUCUCCAUUGCACACUGAGUUCUGGCUCUUUCCUUUGUUGCGAGUUUCUCUUUGACUGUCUUGUCCGUGUUUUGACAUGUUUGCGCUUCGGUUUUUAAAAACAAGUCGUGUGGGCAUUGCAGCUGGUUACCAAUGAUGAAGUUUUGUCGCUAAGUAAGAAGCAUGCAGAAAAAAUGCACAGUGACUUGUUUGUGAAUGCCAGCAGAGCUGCCGGUCAGGCGCUAUUGUGCGCUCUGUUGGCCAGGGGCGUCUAUUAUAGUUCCACAGGAACAUCAUUAAUAAUUGUCAGUGUCUGGCCUUCGGUUUGCAGCCAAAUCUCACACAACCAA
This is a messenger RNA of Thalassophryne amazonica, 2112 nucleotides long. RefSeq names its product gamma-aminobutyric acid type A receptor subunit alpha3 (gene gabra3). The record is from RefSeq and is a predicted model, not a curated record. Gene Ontology annotation, molecular function: GABA-A receptor activity; GABA-gated chloride ion channel activity; benzodiazepine receptor activity. Gene Ontology annotation, cellular component: synapse; GABA-A receptor complex; neuron projection. The transcript has 11 exons. Gene Ontology annotation, biological process: synaptic transmission, GABAergic; monoatomic ion transmembrane transport; nervous system process. Bases 25 to 1569 code for a protein of 514 amino acids. Lineage: Eukaryota; Metazoa; Chordata; Actinopteri; Batrachoidiformes; Batrachoididae.